Messenger RNA from Cydia amplana, 2048 nucleotides. It is a transcript of the gene Nsun5, whose product is annotated as 28S rRNA (cytosine-C(5))-methyltransferase. NCBI's taxonomy places the organism in Eukaryota, Metazoa, Arthropoda, Insecta, Lepidoptera, Tortricidae. The transcript is spliced from 7 exons. The record is from RefSeq and is a predicted model, not a curated record. The coding region runs from base 57 to 2048 and encodes 663 amino acids. Gene Ontology annotation, cellular component: nucleolus. Gene Ontology annotation, molecular function: RNA methyltransferase activity. Gene Ontology annotation, biological process: rRNA base methylation.
UCGUGAUUGUAGUUGAACAAUGCAAUGUUUUUUGCCACAUUUUAGCUAAAAAGAAAAUGUUUGAACAUUCUGUAAAAGUGCCGAGACAUUACAAGGUUGCUGCUAAUAUUUUUAAGAAAGUUUCCACUGAAGGCGGUAGCGUCAAAACAUUGUUGUACGACGACAAACUUCGUCACUUUAGAAUUAAUGUGCUGUAUGCACUGAUAACAGAAACAAUCAAACAUGCUGCUGAUAUUGACAAAAUGUUUGAAAGUAGUGGCCUUAUCACAAAUGAGCCUCGCCUAGACCCCUGGCUAGCGAAAGUGUUAACGACUGAAUUGUUGUUUGGCAAAAAGGCUCUCCCAGGGAAAAGCAAACCUGAACAAACAAUACGAUCAUACAAAGAGAAAUUCGAAAAAUACACUGCUGAUCAUCCUGAAGAUUCAAAAACAGAAGCUGUCCGCAGACCACGCUAUGUUCGCAUCAACACCAACCUCCUAACCACGUCCGAUGCCAUAAGAGCCUUCCAAGAUGAGGAGUACCGCUUCGUGAGGUGCACAUCGGGGUCCUACAAUGAUUAUCUAGAACAAAUAAAGGGCCUGGGCGAGUACGACUUUACACAGGACUAUCACGUGAAGACGGUGUUUGUAUUCUCUUCGGGCACCAAACUGCAUGAACAUGAGUUGUAUACGGAAAACAAGAUUAUAUUGCAAGAUAAGGCUACAACCCUUGCAGUUCAUUUGCUGGCCCCUCCCCCCGGCAGCAUAGCCUUGGACAUGUGCGCGGCGCCCGGCAUGAAGACCACGCAGCUCGCGGCCUAUAUGAGGAACGAAGGUAAAAUCUAUGCAGUAGAACGCAACGAAGACAGAUACAAGACCUUAUGCGACUUCGUGGAGAAGACUGGGUCCAAAUGCGUGGAGACGAUACACAAAGACGCCCUCGAGAUCAGGAGGGGGGACUACGAUGACGUCGAGUACAUCCUGCUGGACCCUAGCUGUUCGGGAUCUGGCAUGGAGCUUUGCGUACACAACUACAUCGAACCAGCCCGCCUAGCCAAACUGACGUCUCUACAAGAGAAGUUCCUCAAGCACGCCAUGAACGCCUUCCCCAACGCCAAGAGAAUCGUCUAUAGCACUUGCUCCCUCUUCCCCGAAGAGAAUGAAAGAGUCGUCACUAAUGUCGUGAAAACUUGUAGGACUAAGUGGAGGGUACAAGAUGUAAAGGAACUAUUAAAAGGGCAAUGGAAUAACUUUGGCUCUGGCAUGUAUGGAAGCAUGGGUAAUAGGUGUCUGUACGCUAAGCCAGAUACUGAUAAUACUACUGGGUUUUUUUUAGCAGUGAUAGAUAGAGAUCAGAAGGAUUUUGAGAGGAAAGCUAAUAAAGAAAAGGAUGCCAGUAAAGUAAAUAAUGAAGAUGAUAGUGUUUCACUAUUUGAAGAAGAAGUAAAUAAAAAGAAAGACAAGAAUAUUAAGAAAAAAGAUGAGACAAAUGAAGAUAAUGACGAAAUUACUUCAAACAAAGUAAAAAAGAAAAAUAAGAAGACACAUGAGAGUCAUGAAAACGAUGAGCAAAACAAUGAUAAUAAUGAAUCCCAAAUAACAACAACAGAAAAUGAAGAUGUAACGAAGAACAAGAAAAAGCGGAAACAUGAGAGGAUAGAAAAUGAUGAACAGAACAAUGAUAAUGUUGUCAAUGAAUCUGAAAUAACGGUAAAUGCAGAAGGUAAUGAAGGUGUACCGAAGAAAAAGAAGAAACGGAAAUCUGAGAGUGAUAAAAACCAGGAGCAAAACAAUGAUACUGUUAUUAAUGAUUCCGAAAUAACGAUAAAUACAGAUGGUAAUGAGGAUGUAUUAAAGAAAAAGAAGAAAAAACAUAAAAAUCAAGAUGUGGGGGAAUCUGUAAUUAUAAUGAUUACAGAUAGUGAUGACGAGGUUCCUAAGAAAAAAGAAAAACAUAAACAUACAGAUGAAAUGAAUGAAGAGUCUUUAGAAAAUGGCGACAUCGGAGAGAAAGUUAAGGAAAAGAAAAAAAGGAAAAAACGUGAUAAAGAACUAGAACUUUUGAUUUAA